Microbotryum saponariae is the source of this 2014-nucleotide messenger RNA. The record is from the annotation of a GenBank genome assembly. Lineage: Eukaryota; Fungi; Basidiomycota; Microbotryomycetes; Microbotryales; Microbotryaceae.
AUGUCAACAGCCCCCUACUCAUACCUCAGGCGCUCACCGGACGACAUAGCGCCGCAGGCCACGUCGGCGUCGCCCUCGCCGUGGCGAUACCGGAGCAUCCUCGAGCUACUACGUGUGCGCAGACCUCCUUGGUAUGAGGAGACUCGGGCCAAGAGCAAUUUCAGAGGAUACACCAAACUGUGCCUCGUUGGUGUCACGUCCACGAUCUUUCUGGUGCUACUAGUCGUGUACUACGCUGGCCACGCUGGUUCGGCCCGACUUGGGUCGCUAUCAUCCUCGCAAAACAUGGUCGAGGACACGAAUGGCGAGAUUUGGCCCUCUAAAGCUGCACGGGAUCGAUUGUUGCCGCCACGGGUCGUCGUCGGCCAACCAUGGAGUCGGAUGGAGAAGAUCGCGACGGCGGCGGGGGAGGAGGGCGGCAGUGAAAAAGACGUGAUCGUGACGCGGUACCUGGGCGAGAAGGAGGAUUCGCCCCUCGUCGACAGCCAGAUCCACCACGGUCUAAGUAUCCAUGGACACCGUAUCGACGCCAUGUACGAGUACGAGACGAGCGACCUCGGGGUUUACCUCACCACGCUCGAGACCUUCAUCCGCGACCACCUGCCGACGCGCGACUCGGACGAAGAUGACCCCUCGUCGUUGAUCAACGCGAUGCGCGCUUACUUCCCACUCAAGGAGCAGCGGAGCCAGAAACAGCCGAUCCCACUCAAGCUUUUUCGCACGGGCAAGACUUUUCAAUUCUUAAUGGAGGGGAAGAGACUGGAAUAUUUAUCCUCUUUCAACCGACUGAACCCGGGUACGUAAACGGGAUAAUUUUUCCGGAGGCGAUUUCAAGUGCUUGUCACUGAUCGAGGCAUUUCGUAUCACGAUUUAGGGCUCAACACGACAUCCCACUGGGAUGCUGCUGCCGAUACUUGGGUACGGAAUCGUUUUGAAUGCGACAGAAAUCAAAAGAUACAAGGCAAGCAGGGAAUCGUCGAGGCCUGGGACAUUCUCCGCCUCCAAAAACCCGUGUUGAAGGCCGACUUCUGGAGGUGCGGCAAAAACGAGGCAGAUCGAGGUGGGGCGGGGUUUGGGCGGUCGGGUAACUGAUCAGGGACGGUUAUCCAAUAGGUACCUCAUCGUAGCAAGUGAAGGAGGCUGGUACGCCGACGAGGAUUUGGAGGCACUCCGUCCCUUCGCCGAGUGGGGACUUCCGCAAGGUGUCGACGAGCAAAAGUGAGCUGAGACUCGCGCAGAUUUUCGCCGAGCCAUAAACGGAAAACGCUGAGACAACGUCAUCAUUUCAGGCCACAGGGUUUUACGGAGGCUUCAUUGGUUGUCGGGAUCGAAGCGGACCUUAGCCACUACGCGCUCUGGGCAAAAGUCCGUCGCUUCUGUUCUAUAUCCUUCCAUCAGCUGUUCGCCUGACGCGAUCCUCUUUUGAACCUUCUGCACGAACAGCGCUUCGUCCGACCGAUCCAGAUCGUACAAUGGGGGUUCGGAGCCGCACGUGGACAUCCGGUCACGAUAGAUGCCAUGAGAAGGGUCUACAAUAAGAUCAUGGAACUCAAGCCCGGACAGACGGUCGAUGUCCUCCUAAUCACCGGACCGGGACCCUGGACGAGUGCGGUCUUUGGGUGGCUGCUCGCUCGGAAUGGCCGCACCUGGGUCGACUUUCACGGUGUUCCCUAUUCGGGGUGGCGCGAUCAAGAUCCUGACACAGGGGAGCUGGGAGAUACUCGCAUCAUGCCCUUGACGGCGAUGACGCCUGACAAACCGUGAGUGAUCGACCGCCGGCAGGGCGGUGGCGGUUGGCCGGCGUGAUCUCCUACCGCGCCCCUACUCACAGCUCGAAGAUUUUCCCCAUAGUUCCGAGUUUUACCCCGGAUCACGCGGACGGGAUCAUUACGCCGCCAUGUCUGUGCACCAUUUCGAUGGAAGCUGGAGAGACAAACGUCCAAGCGGCAAGGCCGCAGAGAGUCAAGGUGCCACAGGUCCAGGCCAGCCCCCCUCCAAGUCCACUCGUGCAUAG